This is a messenger RNA of Capronia epimyces CBS 606.96, 1557 nucleotides long. RefSeq lists its product as uncharacterized. The coding region runs from base 1 to 1557 and encodes 518 amino acids. Lineage: Eukaryota; Fungi; Ascomycota; Eurotiomycetes; Chaetothyriales; Herpotrichiellaceae. The transcript has 3 exons. The record is from RefSeq and is a predicted model, not a curated record.
AUGGCGCUGCCAGAGCCAUUCCCUGAAGCCGGCGAUACGAUGCUAUUCGAGAUGCACCUAACUGCCCAUCCGGUCGUGUUGCCGCACCUCGAGGAGUUCAUGCGACUGAGCCGCUUACGCGAUUUCCCCGCUGCAAUCACCCUCUUCAACGACCAGCUCCUUGAGCACAUUGAUGACGCUUUCCUGGUCGUGAUUGAAUGUGCCGAUCUUCUCUUCGAACAGGGCAAUUACGGGGAGCUCUCGCGCUUCCUAGAAACUCGACUCUCAACGAAGACGCCGACAGAAGGAGAAUCCGCCCCUCAAAGGCCAGAGGCGGAGGAGGAACUUGAACUACUCCUAGUUAUGAAAUCGCUGGCGAAAAUCUUUACCAAAGGUGCACUUCGGCCAGCCUUGGUGCAAGCUCGGCGCUGCAGAGACUACCUUGCACGGGUCACCACCGGCCACCAGGAGAAGGCUGGCCAGCCGCCCACCAGUACUCAGAUCUACAUGUUCGAGAUAUAUCUCGGUAUCGUGGUUUUUGCCUUUGAGACGUCCAACUGGGUGGAGCUUUCCCACCUGGACCCGCCGUGGAUCCCUGCCACCAGCGGCGGACGUGGCGCGCUUCACUGGUUCAAGACCCUGCAAGACAAAGGUUAUUUGUGGGAAGCAUGGAGGGUCUUGCGAAUACUUCUACCCGUUCUACCGAAGCUGCCAUCGCAUGACGUGGCACAGCUGAUUUUUGGUGAAGAAUCCCAACAGGACCGGUCGGAGAAGGGUUCGGUAGCGGUUGAUGAAAAGAAAGAGGAAGACCGCAAGUUGGGGUGGAGGGAAGGGGAUCUGGAAGUCGAGCUGGAGCAAUUCAACUAUGGGCUAAUCGACGAACACCUGCAUCCCGAGACCAGGUCACUUAGGGCUGGCCCCGAUCGUCGCUUCACAAGACAACUUGAAGAAAUGGGAGACCUUCGAAUGUGGGCGGCAACAUGGAUUCAAGGGCUGUUGGUACAAAUGGACGAGCUAGGCGAUCAGGCGUUGUUGCCUCUGGACCAAAUAUACGACGUGCUGGACCAAAUAGAUUACGACGUGCGUCGCCAGGACUAUCAUUUCGAAUCGGGCGACAGCAUAGGGUCUCUUCGAAUGUGGGAGUUGCUCGCCACAAUCCUCCUAACGUUGUCAGCGCAGGGAAAUACCGACAAGUUCGCCCAGCCAUUGCUGGCAUCAGCAACUGAAGCCUUUGAAACCUCCAUACUAGUGAAAAAACUCAAGUCCGACAUGUCACGACGACGGCUUUUUUAUAUCAGGAUUGGAGAAAUUCUGUCCAAGAUUAGGCACCCGGUCUCCAUAUACAAUUUUGCCCGCCAGAUCUCUUACCACGAGGAUUCUGAGGAGGAGUAUCCGACCGAGUUCGACGUUCCGCUUUGUAUCUGGGCUGUCGUGCAAACCACGACACGACUGAGCACCAGCUUUGGGGAGAAUUGGCCUCUUAGAAACCGAUAUAUUCAGAAAUAUCGACGUGGACGCGGUCAAAAGGUGUUUGCCGGCCUUCGUCAAGGAUGCACAGCAGUUGGGCACACACAGUGA